CCAAACGUGACAUCAUUGUUUUGCCGGUUGCAACAAUGUACAACUGAACAGACGCCAAAUGAAACAGGAAACCUGACUCACGUGGUUUCUACCUGCCUGCAGUCACGUUCUAGUUUUAUGUGUAGAAUAUAAAUGCCGCUUUUCCUCUCAUUUCUCCAUACGAAUGUAGCACAUUAGGUCUUUUAUCAAAGAAUAUAGAUGCUGCAACUCACUCAAGUAAAAAUAUAAUUUCCAUUUCCUCAGCUAAUCUUGACUUGACCCUUUCUAUAUUUAUAAUAGCCGAUCAGUAUAUAAUUGUGAUGCAAGCCUACAGCCGUCAAUAGAAAUUAUAUUACAGCAGCCUAAACCUUGUUUUCAGUUGUAAACAGAUGAGAAUGUAGAAUUUCAAGGACGUGUCAUCAUCCUGUUUCGCAACGACUCAGUUUCAUAUAUGGACGUUAAAAACAUUGAACACUGAUAUUUGCUACAAUGUUAUUAUAUGAAAAGUAAAAUUGCCAUAAAAUGCUUUUGUGCAGUACCCAGCUAAGCCAAUAUCCAACCAGAAGGAAAGAUCCAUAAAUCCUCUUUAAAUCCCUAGAGCACAUGGGUUGUAUGGGGAGAGAGAGAGGAGAGAGAGAAAAACGCACGUAGUGCCAUCUACAUAGCCGCAUCAUUGUCUGCACGUCAGCGUGAUUCAAGUGAUUCAUCGGUGACAGAAAAGGCUCCUGUCAGAUCAGACACUACAUUCAGAUGAGCACCAGUGAAGCUCCAGAUCCCAUUCAAGUGCUUCUGUAAAGAUGUUUGCUGCGCGAUCGUGAUUAUCCUGGUCCCAGAAGAGCAUCAUCAAAGGAAAACCUUAUUAACUAAACAUCAUUAAGUUUUGUGAGACCUGACCUGUACGAAUCAUCAUGGGUGGAGCGGUAGUGGACACUGGCAACAGUGGGGUCAAGGCACCUGAUGGAGGAUGGGGUUGGGCUGUCCUUUUUGGCUGCUUUGUCAUUACUGGCUUUUCCUAUGCCUUCCCCAAAGCAGUCAGUGUCUUCUUCAAAGAGCUCAUCAGGGAGUUUGGAGUGGGCUACAGUGACACCGCUUGGAUCUCCUCCAUUCUUCUAGCAAUGCUUUAUGGCUCAGGCCCAAUAUGUAGCAUCUUGGUGAACCGGUUUGGGUGUCGCCCUGUGAUGAUGGUGGGUGGCCUUUUUGCCUCCUUGGGUAUGAUCUUGGCAUCGUUCGCAACCAACAUAUUUCAAAUCUAUCUCAGCACAGGGGUCAUAACAGGUUUGGGUCUUGCCUUGAACUUUCAACCAUCACUCAUCAUGCUGAACAGAUACUUCAGUGAGAAAAGGCCCUUGGCCAAUGGUCUCGCUGCAGCUGGAAGUCCCGUGGCUCUGUGCUGUUUGUCUCCUCUUGGCCAGGUUCUUCAGUACAAGUUUGGAUGGCGAGGAGGCUUCCUUAUCCUUGGAGGCUUGCUGCUAAACUGCUGUGCCUGUGGGGCUCUUAUGAGGCCCUUGAUGGCUCCAAAAAAGAAUGAGGUGGAUGAAAAAGAGAAGGAAACAAAACCAAAACCCAAGCUGCUUGAUUUCAGCGUCUUCAAAGAUCGUGGCUUUGUGAUUUACACGGUUGCUGCAGCCAUUAUGGUGCUAGGUCUUUUUGUGCCUCCUGUGUUUGUGGUAAGCUACGCCAAGGAAUUGGGCAAUGAGGACACAAAGUCUUCCUUGCUGCUCACCAUACUGGGGUUCAUCGAUAUCUUUGCCAGGCCCACAUGUGGUAUCAUCGCUGGGCUCAAGUGGGUGCGUCCACGAUGUGUCUACCUCUUCAGUUUCGCUAUGCUCUUCAAUGGCAUCACCGAUCUUGUUGGCUCCCUGGCAAAAGACUACUCCUCUCUUGUGGUGUUCUGCAUCUUCUUUGGUAUCUCCUACGGCAUGGUUGGAGCCUUACAGUUUGAAGUGUUGAUGACCAUUGUGGGAACCGAGAAGUUCUCCAGUGCUAUCGGCUUGGUGCUUUUGGUUGAAGCCUUUGCUGUAUUGGUCGGACCACCUGGAGCAGGCCGGCUUCUGGAUGCCACAAAGAACUACAUGUACGUCUUCCUGCUAGCAGGCUGUGAGGUCGUCAUCUCGGCACUUGUGCUCGCCAUCUGUAACUUCCUCUUCAUCAAUAAGAAGCCCCAAGAGCCUGACCCUCCAGCCAAGAUGGAGAUGGCCAUUACUGAGGCGGAGAUGGAGGAGCUCAACAAAACGCAACUAGAGGAGAAAGUCAACGGAGGUGGUACUGGUGAGAUUGGGAAGGAGCAAGUCGAGCAGAGCAUUCAGGAAAUAGCUACAGAGUCUGAGAACACUAAGGUUAAAGAGCCUGAUGGCAUUGAAGUGGACACAAUAGAGCUUGAGAACGUUUCCAAAAAAGUGACGGAAACAAAUGGUGUUGUAGUAGAACCCGAAUCCUCUUUGUGAAGAUCGACUGUAGAACCAAAAGUAUGGCAAAACAACCCUAGUAGGACUCCUGAACGUGCCCGGUCUAUGGAAGCCGAGAUUGAUUUGUUUGUUUGAUGUUGUGGUGUAUGCUUUUCUGUAUCGCGCUUUGAGUGUGUCUCACAUCUGGUUAUAGAGGACCGAUUUUCAACCUGCUCUACAGUUCAGAUAGAACACAUGCACCUGAAGUGAUUUGGGCCUUUCACUGCCUUGCUUGCUAACAACAGAUGACAGGAGAUGGUCUCAUACAUUCAGUCUUCUUUAAAAAGGUUCUUCUGACAAUAACAAAGAUUUGUUAAGGGUGUAAGAAUACGGAUAUUUAUUCUGAGCAUUUUAAAUAUGCAAGAGAACUUUGUUUUUAACCUUUUAUUCCAGUUGUACUGCAUUUUUGGCCAGUAUACACUCUACAUCAGAGCAGUGCACCAGCAUUAUAGUGAAGAUUACCAGCUUGCUGCUUUGUGGCAUAAAGUAUUUGCUAAUGUGGAUUGUUUAUAGUACCGUUAUAAUUUACUGUAUUGUUUUUAAACUGGUACUAAGAGCGCACUAGUUUAAGAAUAAUUAGGUUUUUUUUAAGGUUGUAUCAAUGUUCUGUGUUUCAGACAAAUCCUAACGGACUUGACCAACCCAUAUGCUAAGAACAAAUGAACAGUUGAGCAGGUUUGUAAGAAACACGGUCUUGAGUUAUAGUCUCUUUAAAUUGAACACUUGAACAUGUUCUUGCAGAAUGUACAGAAUUCAGAUAUGCUUCGAAGUACUUUUGUGUAGUGUUUCAAAGAAUAUUAUUGUCAUAGAGCACCGCUCUGUUACAUAUUUUUAUAGUGUAUUUUGCUAUUUCAUUUGAAAUUUUUGCAGUGUUUUUAGUAGACGUGCUGAUGUCAGUUGGCAGCUACACCACUUUAACUGUACAUUUAUUUAUCUAAAUUUAAAAUGUCGGUGUGUUCAGUUCAACUGAACCAAUAUGAAGGGGAGGACCAUUUACAUGUGAUAUGUCAGUUAUUUUUAGUUCAUUCAACACAUAAUUCAAAUGUAUUGAUUUAAGACAUUUCAGACCUUUUUGGAAACCAAAUAGUACUAUAAAAACAAUAUGGGACCUAUUAAACCUUUUUACCUCUAUUUUUUUUUUUAUGUAUUUCACUAGCAAUUUGUAAGUAGGGACCCUCUAAUUGUUUUCUUUUUUUUUUUUUUUUUUGUACUAAAGCUAGAGAUUUUUGGUUGUGCCUUUAAGUCUGAUUUGUAGCCAUUCUCAAUUUGUUGUGAAUCAAUCUAAAAAUAAAUGCAUACCUCUCUCCAAUGGACCUUUCUCUCUUAAAUGGUUAAUUUAAAUUUAUUUGAAGAGCACAUUUGAAUACUUCACUGCAUUUAAACAGAACAUCAUUGCUAGAAUAGCUAAGGAAGUGUAACAUUUAAAAAAAAUUA
Molecule: messenger RNA, 3857 nt
Organism: Xyrauchen texanus (razorback sucker)
Lineage: Eukaryota; Metazoa; Chordata; Actinopteri; Cypriniformes; Catostomidae
Product: monocarboxylate transporter 4-like
Exons: 5
Coding region: 888-2423 (511 amino acids)
Biological process (GO): transmembrane transport; monocarboxylic acid transport
Cellular component (GO): membrane
Molecular function (GO): monocarboxylic acid transmembrane transporter activity
Source: RefSeq, a predicted model, not a curated record